Podarcis muralis (Common wall lizard) is the source of this 5929-nucleotide messenger RNA. RefSeq names its product tubulin gamma complex component 6 (gene TUBGCP6). Lineage: Eukaryota; Metazoa; Chordata; Lepidosauria; Squamata; Lacertidae. Gene Ontology annotation, molecular function: microtubule minus-end binding; gamma-tubulin binding. Gene Ontology annotation, biological process: mitotic cell cycle; meiotic cell cycle; spindle assembly. The record is from RefSeq and is a predicted model, not a curated record. Gene Ontology annotation, cellular component: microtubule organizing center; spindle pole; gamma-tubulin complex.
GGAGGAAUCCGCGCCCGGGCACUUGCUUAGCCCCGCCCCCUUUCCUUUCCCCUCAGGCGGCGAGGCCUCAGCGUUCUAAAAACCCCGCAUUCCCGCCCUCGUCGCUCGCCUGUGAUGUCACAAGGCCGCGACUCGCAGAGGAGCGCGUUUUCUCAUCACGGCGGCGGCGGCAGCUGAGGGCUCGCCGAGCUCCGCGGGGCGCCCGUUUUUCGCGCCGCCCUUCAGCGGGGAUGGGGUGAAGAGAGGCAAAGACGGACGGGCGGCAGCGGGCGGGCGGUUCGCGUCGCCGUGAAACACCCCGGAGCGACGGGAGGCCUGUUCGCAGCGUAAUGGAUCCCCAGCAGAUUCUUAGUACUGGUUAUACACGAUCUUGACUUCAAGAGGAUAUCCAGUUAACUGCUGCUGCUGCCAUGGAGAGUAUUACAAAGCUGUUUGGUGAUUUGUGUGAGGCCCACAUAGCAGGUUUGUCAAAGAAGGUCCAUUUGGGCAGGGAAAAGAACAGCAAAAAAGGAUCCAGUAAAAGCCUCAAGAAAAUUGCGUAUAAUGCUUUGUUUUCCACCCUUUUUGUGGAUGAGACCCAGAAGGCACAGUCAAAUGUUUCUAGACUUCCAGUGAAAAACAGAAUUCUAAUGCUGUCUUUCAACUUGAGAGUUGCUGGAAUGGGGAAGGAAGCUGACCGGCUGGAGGAGCUUGUAGAUGAUUUGGAAAGGUCUACCUGUUUACCAUUCACUGAAAUUACUUCUGUUCUGGAUCUUCUGAUUCAGCUUGCAGGAACAGGACCACAGUGCUUACCACCCAAGAAAGACUACUUUGCAAACAACAAAUAUGUUGGAAGAAAUGUAAAAUACCAAGGUUAUGAUUAUUAUGAUGUUAGUGUGUUUGAAGCUGAUAUGCAGGCUUUAAUUGCAAAUGAGGAACAUCAGUUUAGUGAUACAGUUCAAAAGACACUGCAGAUCAUGGAGGCAGCACCUGGCACAGGUCUUCCUACUGUGGAAUUAUUUUCACAAAGCUGCUCGGUCGGUGACAAGUUUGAGAGAGAAACCCGUGUCUCGCUCUUUGGGGCUCUUAUUCACAGUCGCACAUAUGACAUGGAUAUCAAGUUGGAUUUUCCACCAGUGCCUGACAGUGCAGAUUUGUCUGGACUUGCAAUCAAGGUCCCCCAAAGUAUAGAUCCUUCAGAAGAUGAGGGAUUCCAGUCUGCAUCCAAUCUCACCCCUGACUCCCAGUCAGAACCCAGCGUCACACCAGAUAUUGAUCUCUGGGAAGCAGUGCUCACCUAUGGACCUAGUAAGCGGAGAUGUUGGGAAAGGAUUGGAUGUCCUCCUGGGAAAAAAGAGGAGCCGUACCUUUCUGAAGCUGGCAGAGAAGCCUUUGACAAAUUUUGCAGACUUCGAGAAGGGGAAUUGCAGUUUUUCAGCAGUACCAAACUUCAGCUUCCACAACGUGUUUUAAUAAAAGAAUCAGAACUUGUUAAAGAUGUUUUGAAUGUCCUUAUUGGGGUGGUAUCUACUUCAUUCUCAUUUAAUCAGGCAGCCGUGCUGUUUGUAGCCAAGCAGGGUCUACAUGUAUCUGGAACGUCACCUGAAAGCAUGAGCAGUCUCCUGUCAGAAGUUGCUGAAUAUGGAACUUAUUACACACGACUCAGCCGCUUCUCUGUCCAACCAGUUUUGGACUCUUCGUACAGAAAAGGACUUGUUUUUCAGGCAUUUACAAGCGGGCUGAGAAAAUACCUGCAGUACUACCGAGCGUGUGUUUUGUCGACUCCUUCCACUCUGACGCUUCUAACCAUCAGCUUCCUCUUCAGGAAACUAGGACGCCAGCUAAGGUAUAUAGCUGAACUCUGCGGAAUAGGAGUGACUGCGCAGGGAACUGCUGCUGCUACUUCAUUUCCAACAGGUGUGAAACUACUUUCCUAUCUAUACCAAGAAGCUCUUAAUAACUGCAGCAAUGAACAUUACCCAGUUCUUCUCUCCCUACUAAAAACAAGCUGUGAACCAUAUACACGGUUUAUACACGAUUGGGUUUAUAGCGGUGUAUUCAGAGAUGUGUAUGGCGAAUUCAUGAUUCAGGUGAAUGAGGAUUAUCUUGGCUUUAGAGACAAACACUACUGGACCCAUGGGUACGUUUUAAUUUCCAAGGAAGUAGAAGACUGUGUGCCUGUGUUUUUGAAACAUAUUGCCAAUGAUGUCUACAUUUGUGGGAAAACCAUAAACUUGCUAAAGUUGUGUUGUCCCAGGCACUACAUCUGCUGGUCUGACAUCCCCGUUCCUCGGAUUUCUGUCAUCUUCUCCCUCGACGAACUGAGAGAGAUUGAGAGAGAUUGUGCAGUGUACGUGGGCCGAAUGGAAAGAAUCGCACGCUAUAGUACCAUCAGCAAGGAGGAAAAGGACUUGCGCAUGGAAAUUGAAAAACAGGAGCUAAUUUUUCACGCUCGAGAAACAGCUACCAAAGCUCUAAAAGCCUUUACUGAUCAACAGAUAUCAGAGAAAAUGGUGCUGGAUGCAAAGAAGCGUGAGCAGUUUCAGAAAUUGAAAGAACAAUUUGAAAAAGAUAAAGAGCGCCGACGUGCUCUGAAACAGGAGGAGACUGAUGAUGAUUUCAGUUAUGCUCGGGAACUGAGAGAAAGGGAAAGAAGACUGAAGGCUUUGGAAGAGGAAUUGGAGAAAAGGGCAAGGGAAGAGUUGAUUGACCACUAUAGCAAACUCUCGGAAGAGGCAGCCCGUAGAGAGAGAAAAGCCCUUUGGAAAAUUCAGAGGCACAAAUUGGAAACGGCCCGUCUCAAAUUUCUGAUGGAAGAUCAAAAGCGUACUGAGGAUAUGCUUGAGAAACUUACAGAUGGAAAGUAUAGGAGGAAAGCAGACAUAAUUGGGGAAGGAUGGUGCCAGCAGACUUCUGCCGCAGUUGUGCCAGUCAGAGAUUCCAGCAUUCAGUUAACUUCUGCAGAGCCCGAGUGUCCUGAUGGUGUAGACAUCGGCAGAGACCCAGAAUCUCAACUAGUGAUAUCCCCAGGCUUACUGCAGGCAACAAAUAUACAGUCUAAUGACUAUUCAGAGUCCGAAGAAACAGAAACUGCAUCUCAGGUUCUCCAUACGGAGCAAGCAGCUACUCUGCCAAAGAGUGUAUCUGAACUUGGUCUGGAUUUUGAAGAUUUUUUACCAAAGCCUCAGGAAGAAACGUUUGUUGUCCCCAGUGCCCAAGAGACCAACUUGUUGGAUGAAGCCCUGCAGAAUAUCAGUUCAGAUCUUUCCUUGCACGGUCAGACAGAUGAAAGUUCUGCCCCGAAAGGUGCGGCAGAAGGGGAAACCGGUACCCAAGUCUCCGAAUACGACGGGUAUGACUUCAAUACUGUUCUCAGGCCUUCAGUCUCGCACAGCCAUGUUGCAGCUGGAGAAAACGUCUUUGAUGUUGAGGACAGGGUACCUCGCUGGAACAUUCACGGCCAUGCGUCUGAUGCAAAUAUUAAAAUUGGGGAAUACGUACCUGACGCUGAACUCUCCCAUCCGCAUUCAAACCCUCAUGGCCACUCCUCGGAUGCACACAUCAAAAUUGGACAGUAUGCUUCCGAGGUCGAACCUAGCCGCCCACGCUGGAAUAUCCACGGGCAUGUCUCUGCAGCUCAUAUUCAGAUUGGUGGAUAUGCCUCUGAGUUUGAGCCAUCGAGGCCAAGGUGGAAUAUUCACGGCCAUGCUUCGGAUGCCAAUAUUAAGAUUGGCGAGUAUGUGUCAAACAUAGAGCCGGCUAGACCUCGCUGGAACAUCCAUGGCCACGCGUCGGACGCUAAUAUCAGAGUUGGGGAAAAUACGUCUGAUGUUGUGUCCUCGCGACCUCGCUGGAAUAUUCACGGGCACGCCUCUCAGUCGCACAUUAAAAUUGGAGACAUGGUUUCUGAUUCGGAGGUUUCCGUGCCCCGAUGGAGCCUCUUUGGCCAUGCCUCGCAGUCGAGUAUUCAAAUAGGAGAGUGGACUCCUUCAACUUUCAGCGAUCCGAUACCUCAUCUGAAAGCAGUCUCUGGCCCCGCAUCUGACUCUACAGUUCAGACAUUCCUGUAUAACGGGGAAUUCCCUACAAUCAAAGAGCAUGAUAUAGGACAAGAGUCGAUGCCUUCUGGUUGUUUGCUGAGCGAUUACGUGGAUGAAAAGCCACAAAGAAGCCUAGAAGAACAGGGGGCAAUCAUAAUGGAUGAUGCCAAAGAUCUCUCCACUGCGCCUUCUCAGGAUGUACAGGUAGAGGAACCUGAAAAAUCAACCGAAUUGGUUCUUAUGACUCAGCAGAUUUCUCUCUCUGAAGUCAGCACAUCUGAAAGUUCAGAAGGCGUAAGCACCGCUAUUGCCAAGUGGAAGAAAGAGGAAGAUUAUGUGAAAGCCUUAUCUGAUCAAUAUUGCCUUGAAAAAUACCAGGACAGCUACGAUUUGAUGUCAGAACUUCCAGUUUCCCAUCUUCUGCAUCAUGUGAUACCAAGAUCCUACACCUUCCCUGUGGAUCCAUCAGCACAAUCAGCAACAGACGAAACAGCUGUACAACUGAGCGAGCUCUUAUCACUCCCAGUACUGAUGAAACGGUCAAUCACUGCCCCUUUGGUUUCUCAUGUUUCACUUGUGAACAAAGCCAUUGUUGACUACUAUUUUGUGGAACUAAAUAUUGAGAAGCAUUUUGGAGCACUAAGGCAUUUUUUGUUGAUGGAAGAUGGAGAGUUUGCUCAGUCACUCAGCGAUCUACUUUUUGAAAAGCUUGGAUCAGGACAGACACCUGGCGAACUUUUGAACCCACUGGUCCUCAAUUCCAUUUUAAAUAAGGCUCUGCAAUAUAGUCUCCAUGGGGACACUCACUUGGCUUCCAAUCUCUCAUUUGCACUGAAGUACCUUCCAGAGAUGUUCAAGCCCAAUGCACCUGAUGCCCUAAACUGCUUAGAACUACGCUAUAAGGUUGACUGGCCCAUGAACAUUGUCAUUACUGAGAACUGCAUGAAUAAAUACAACAAGAUUUUCUCUUUCCUGCUGCAAUUGAAGCAUAUGGUGUGGACUCUUAAGGAUGUCUGGUUCCACUUAAAGCGAACUGCCCUGGUGAAGCAUGCAUCCAACUCAGUUCAGUUUCGACAGCUCCAGCUUUAUAAGCACGAAAUGCAGCACUUUGUGAAAGUUAUUCAAGGCUACAUUGCCAACCAAAUCCUGCAUGUGACGUGGUGUGAAUUUGGAAAUAAACUGUCUUCUGUGGGGAACUUGGAGGAAAUCUACAGAACGCAUGCUGACUACCUCAACAAAGCCAUCUUCCGAGGAUUGUUGACUGAAAAGGCAGCCCCUGUAAUGAACAUUAUUCACAGCAUCUUCAGCCUCAUUUUAAAGUUCCGUAGCCAGUUAAUCUCUCAGUCGUGGAGUUUCGAUACCAGCAAACAAAUGGCUGUUCAUCCCAACUUUGGCUUAAUGCAGCAGUCUUAUAACACGUUCAAGUACUACUCCCAUUUCUUAUUCAACGUAGUAACUAAGCUUGUAAACAGGGGGUACCAGCCUCACCUGGAAGAUUUCCUGUUGCGAAUCAACUUUAAUAACUACUACAAAGAUAACUGAGCUUUCUUAAAAUGCAUCGCAAACUAGUGACAGAACACAGACUCAGCAACGUGUUUUCAGUAACUGGCACAUUGAAAGCUGCCAGUGCCAAGACGCUUCUGUAAAGAAAAGCAUGUUUAUCAAAGACAAUUGAAGGAUAGAACGGGAUCCAUGGAAAAUAUCAUCAUAACUAGGAAGAUAAUGUCAUUCCGCCCUGCUUAGCAUGGUAGAGGUUUUUAUUCUCCUCUGUGCUGCAAAGCAUGCUGCCAAGUGCCGAUACAGCAAUAUGUGCAUUAGUGUAAAUUUGUUAAUGUGUAUAUUUUUCCUAGUAGCAUUGUGGAAUCUUCUCAUGUAAAUGUGUAAGAAAUAAAAAGCAAAGCAGAAACAUA